AUGUCUGACCACUACUCUAUAUUGUUAAUGGAAGAUGAGAUGGAUUGGGGACCAAGGUCAUUUAGAUUCAUAAAUGCUUGUUGCUUGCAUCCUAAAUUUAAAUCUGAAGUGAGGAAAUCUUGGGAGAAUAAUCAGAUCAGUGGUUGGGCUGGUUACAUGAUAUUGAAAAAGCUGGGGAAUCUUAGAGUACAUCUCGGAAGGUGGAAUUGCGAAGUUUUUGGAAACAUUGAUGAGCAAUUGAAACGUUCUGAGGCAGAACUUCAUGACUGGGAUGUUAAGGCUGAAGGUAGGAACCUGCAGGAACAUGAGGUCAAAAGGAGAAGGGAGGUUAGAAGGCUAGUUUGGGAGCUAAACAAAAAGAAUGAGUGGCUAUGGCAUCAAAAAUCUAGACUGACAUGGGCAGCCAAUGGGGACAAAAAUACAAGGUUCUUUCAUAUCUUGGCUAGUAGCAGGCAGAGGAAAAAUUUGCUGGAUUCUGUAAAAGAAAAUGAUGUCAUCUAUGAUCAACCAAGUGUUAUGAAACAAGUAGUGGUGAGAUAUUUCAGCCAACUGUUUUCUAAUGAUUGGAAGAUUAGGCCAAAACUGUCAGGUGCAUUUGUCUCAAUUAGUCCUGUAGAAUUAGAAUUGUUAGAGGAAGAGUUUUCAGAGGAGGAAAUUGGGGAAGCAGUCAAUGAUUGUGACGAUAAUCCCUUGGGUCUGAGUGAUUAUAGGCCUAUUAGUUUGGUAAGUUCUGUAUACAAAAUUGUUGCCAAGGUCUUAUCUAGAAGAUUGAGAAAGGUGCUUCCAAAUAUUAUUAGUGAAGUGCAAACAACCUUUUUGACUGGAAUGUGUAUCCUGGAUUGGGUGCUAAUUGCCAAUGAAAUGGUAGAUUGGCAGAAGAGAUCAAAAAAACAAGGCAUCAUUCUUAAACUGGAUUUUGAGAAGGCAUAUGAUUCAGUAAACUGGGAGUUCUUGUAUUCAAUGUUGACUAACUUUGGUUUUGGAGAGAAAUGGGUGAGGUGGAUGAAAACUUGUAUCUCUACAGCUAGAGUCUCAGUGCGAGUUAAUGGUUCACCCACCACGGAAUUUUCUCUAAUGAAAGGCCUUAGGUAA
Messenger RNA from Camellia sinensis, 1092 nucleotides. NCBI's taxonomy places the organism in Eukaryota, Viridiplantae, Streptophyta, Magnoliopsida, Ericales, Theaceae. The record is from RefSeq and is a predicted model, not a curated record.